GCGGCGCCGGGGGAGGGCUUGAGAUGAGCGUACUACUGCCCAAUAUGGCGGACUUCGACACGAUCUACGAGCUGGAGGAGGAGGAGGAGGAGGAGGAGUCCGAGCCUGUGGUGCGGAGCCAGGAGCUGCCUCGGCCCCGCGACGCGCCGGAUCCCGUAGCGGUACGGGGCGCCGGGCACAUCACCGUGUUUGGCUUGAGCAACAAGUUUGAUACAGAAUUUCCUUCUGUUCUGACAGGGAAGGUUGCCCCAGAAGAAUUCAAGACCAGCAUUGGUCGUGUGAAUGCCUGUUUAAGAAAGAAUCUCCCUGUCAACGUAAAAUGGCUGCUCUGUGGCUGUCUGUGCUGCUGCUGCACGCUGGGCUGUAGCCUGUGGCCUGUAGUCUGUCUUAACAAAAGAACUAGAAGAUCAAUUCAGAAGUUAUUAGAAUGGGAAAAUAACAGACUAUAUCAUAAGCUUGGUUUGCACUGGAAGCUGAGCAAAAGGAAAUGUGAAACUAGCAAUAUGAUGGAAUAUGUAAUAUUAAUAGAGUUCUUACCAAAAUAUCCCAUAUUUCGACCUGACUGAGGAACAGCGUUGGGGUCUUUUCCUGUUUCCUAUCGUUUUCUACCCUUAGUGCCUUGUAGAUGAUUUUGGAAAGAAGAUGGUCUACUUUGCUGUGACUUUAAAAACAUUCUUCAGUAGAAUAUCUUCCUUGCUAUGUUACUUUCUUUUGUUAAGAAGAGAACAAUUUGCACAUUUUUUUUAAUGUUACAUGAGGCUUUGAUGUUGCACUCUGACUUUUUACCAUUAAGAAGAAUGGAUAGAGUUGCCACUAGGGAUCUAACAUCAGUGCUGCUUAAACUUGUUCUGAGCAUGCUGCCUUAUUAAUUUCUUUAUUUGCUGUCCUCCAAUGUGCAGCCUAACGCCAUGUCAUACUAUAGUUCAUUCUAAAUGUUGUAAGCCAAGAAACCCUCAAGUAGAAACAUCCAGGUAAGCAUCUAGUAGUGAUGAUUUUAGUCUUAACUUGCUCGCAUAGGACCCGCAAUCAAACAGCACUGGUUUUGUCCUGCACUUUGCAAAAUCAUCAUUUGACACGAGUGGGUUAAUUCUUUUACCCGCUAUGGAUUUGUAAAUAUUGACUCUUUGCAUAAUGUAAUGUGUGGUAUGCCAAGGUUUACAGAAUGUAAUAUAGCUCUUGUUCUAUUGCCAACAGUCCCACCUUGUUCUCCUCAUCACAUUUGCUGUUACCCCUCUGAUUGUAUAGACCCAUCCACAUGCUGGUUUUAUGGUAAAGCCAUCCAAGUCUGUACAUACUAAUAGAUGUGUAGGGCUCAGUUGCACUUUGAUUAGUAAAUGAAUGAAAAAUG
Messenger RNA from Pogoniulus pusillus (Red-fronted tinkerbird), 1348 nucleotides. RefSeq names its product cysteine rich hydrophobic domain 1 (gene CHIC1). NCBI's taxonomy places the organism in Eukaryota, Metazoa, Chordata, Aves, Piciformes, Lybiidae. The record is from RefSeq and is a predicted model, not a curated record. Bases 24 to 566 code for a protein of 180 amino acids. The transcript is spliced from 6 exons.